AUGGCUGAAUUUGAAGAGCGACUGAAGGCUGCUUCCACUCCCACUAACCUAACUCUCAUACAGCUACGUGAUGAAUUCUACAAUUUCAAAGAGAUAGUAAGCUCUAUGCUCAGCCUUAUGCAACAGCAGAUCCUGGACUGCGUAAAAGGUAUAGAUUCAAUAGAUAUGCACAAACGUAGAAAGGCUCUGCUUUUUAACGGGAUGGCAGAGGAGUCACAAGAAGAUUUAUCACAAAAAGUGUUGCUGUUAUUGCAUGAGAAGAUGCAACUCUCAGAGUUCACAGGAAGAGCUAGAUGCUCUCAUGGUCAAGUUCCCAGCAAUAUCCACAUCCACUACUGCUACCAAGGCUCCCUGUGCCAC
Iphiclides podalirius (scarce swallowtail) is the source of this 360-nucleotide messenger RNA. The record is from the annotation of a GenBank genome assembly. NCBI's taxonomy places the organism in Eukaryota, Metazoa, Arthropoda, Insecta, Lepidoptera, Papilionidae.